GAAAUUAGAUUUGACAUUGUUGAACAGAGCUGAGCCGCCAUUACAGGGUGUCGCAUCUCUGCAGAAAAAUAAACGUUUGGAGUAUUUGAAGAAAUCAAGAGAAAAGACAUAAACUUGGUGAGUCCUGCUGUGAAAAAUUACUUCAAUAACAAAUGGCUGAGAGAGCUCUUCUUGAAAGUUUCCUGAGCUGCCAUGUGUGUUCAGAGACUUUCAGAGAUCCUGUGUCUCUGAGCUGCAACCACAGAUUCUGUUCAAGCUGCCUGAAAAAAUUCUGGGAACAAGCUAAAAACAAAAAUUGUCCCAUUUGUAAAAGAAAAUCCUCAAAGGAUUCUCCACCAGUGGACUUUGCUCUGAAGGAACUGGCUGAUUCUUUUGCUGGCAGACAGAAAUCUGGAUCAUCUGAGGCAGAAAAAGGAGAGAAGAAGGUGGAGGUGGUGUGUAGUAAACAUCCAGAAGAGACUAAAUUAUAUUGUGAGGACGAGCAGAGAGCUGUGUGUCCUGUCUGUGAGUUUUCUCUCCACCAGAGUCACAAGGUGGUUCCUGUAGAACAAGCAGUCAGUGAGCUGAAGGAGCAGCUGAAAUCUGACUUAAAGUCUCUACAGGACAAGAGGAACAAAUACAAACAAGUGGAGAAAACAUACAAUGAAGUGAUUGAACACUCCAAGAAGCAGCUGAUGUCCACAGAGAGGCAGAUCAGAGCAGAGUUCAACAAGCUCCACCAGUUCCUGAAAGAGGAAGAGGAGUCCAGACUGGCAGCUCUGAGGGAGGAAGAGGAGCAGAAGGGGAAGACUGUCAGCAGAGAGAUGAAGAUGAUUGAGGAGCAGCUCUCCUCUCUGUCAGACAGUAUCUGUGCUGUUGAACAAGAGCUGCAGAAACACAACGUGCCAUUCCUCAGCAGUUAUAAAGCCACUCAGACCAGAGCCAGAGUCCAGUGCUCACUGUCAGAUCCACAGCUGGUCUCAGGAGCGCUGAUAGAUGUGGCCAAACACCUGGGCAACCUGUCCUUCAGAGUCUGGGAGAAGAUGAAGGACCAGGUCCACUUCAGUCCUGUCAUUCUGGACCCAAACACUGCAAACCGCUGUCUCUAUCUGUCUGAUGAUCUGAUCAGUGUGAGACAGGAAGACACAGACCAGCAGCUUCCUGACAAUCCAGAGAGACACACCAUCUAUACCCAUGUUUUUGGCUCUGAGGGCUUCAGCUCAGGGAAACACAGCUGGGAGGUGGAGGUGGGAGAUCAUCCUUGCUGGCUUGUAGGUUUGGUUAAAGAGUCAGUUGACAGGAAGGGAGAUGUACCUGCUUCGCCAAAAUAUGGAAUCUGGUGUUUAUUGCAACGCGGUGGAAAAUACACUAAUGGUGAUGGUGAGACUGUCAGAGUGAAGAAGAGUCUCCAGAGGAUCAGAGUCCAGCUGGACUAUGACAGGGGGGAGGUGUCCUUCUACAACCCUGAAGACAUGACUCACAUCUACACUCUCAGAGACACUUUCACUGAGAAACUCUUCCCAUAUUUCGGUAUUGGAAAUGCUGGUGAUGCUAAAACUGCUGAUAUCAAAAUCUGUCAGACUGAUAUUUCUCUGUCAUGUUCAGGAAUGUGAAUUGAACUUGACAACUUUUAUCUUUAAUGUCACUGUAUCAUGAUUGUUAGAGGUUAAUUAGACUCUAAAAUCUUAAUCACACUCAUUAUGUCUGAAACAGGUCUGAGUUGAUGUCACAGAAAUGUUUUUUCUCAGUUUUUCUGUCAUCUGACAUAAAUGAUCCAAAGUGGUUUUUAUGCACAAAACUGAAAACAUUUAAACCUCACUGCUUUCAGUUAAACGUUGAUCACUUUUGAAAGACAAUUAAGAUUUUACGCUGACUUAGGUCACAAAAAAAUCAGAGUAAAUAAAGUUUGAAUUAGAUUAAUAUUAACAUUAUUCAUUCUUAUUAUAUAAAUCAAUUGUUUUAGAUUAGAAGCAUCUUGUCUUUAAUUAGAUCACAGUAUAACAUAAACUGUAUCCACUGAACCAGAUAUGUUGUUUGAUUCUUUAACUUUUAUCAUCAUCAGACAUCAGUUUUUGUUUGUCAGAUUUCUGGAUCUUAUGAUGAUUCUUUUAGUUUUUUGUUUUAAUUUCAGUUUUUACUCUUUACACUCAGUGGUUCAGAGGAUCAACACACAUUCUGAUUCUGACUGAUUUUAAAUCUUUAUCAUCUGUUGUCGAGUCACAUGACGUUUAUCUAAAGUGUCUCUACUGUCUGCAAUGAAUUAUGAAAAGUGGUUUUAAUCUUCUUUUAACAUUUUCUUUGAAACUCACUGUGAUAAUAUUCACACUUGAUUAAUUAGUUUCAGCUGAAAAUCAUAAUUUAAAAGAUGCUGAUUUGUUAAGAGUUUAAUUAUAUUUUAUUCAGCCUCCAUGUAUAAAGGUGGUAACUCCUGCUGCUGAUAAACUGUUUACUUUUCAUGGGUGUCAACAAAAUAUUUGUUUAUGUUGUUUUGUAAAUACUCUGACUGCCCCGAUGCUGUUAUCUUGGUGGUAAAAUAAGGGUUAAUGCGUAAAUUAAACCAGCUCUUAUAAUAAAGUUUAAACCAGAAAAAAAAUGUGACUGCAAAAUGUGGAAACUGUGUGACAUCAUCUGGAGACAAACUUUACAACUCAAA
Messenger RNA from Acanthopagrus latus (yellowfin seabream), 2632 nucleotides. Its product is annotated as nuclear factor 7, brain-like. The record is from RefSeq and is a predicted model, not a curated record. The coding region runs from base 153 to 1592 and encodes 479 amino acids. Gene Ontology annotation, molecular function: zinc ion binding; protein binding. The transcript has a single exon. NCBI's taxonomy places the organism in Eukaryota, Metazoa, Chordata, Actinopteri, Spariformes, Sparidae.